AUGAGUUACUCAAAGCAAGAAGAUGGAGAAGUGGCAAUGAAACUGCUGCCCGAGUCCUCCCCUCGGGCCUCAAUGUCUUCCACGGUCGCAGACGACCUGGAAGCCAAUAACAAAGAAGCCAUCGAUCAUACUCCUGUAGAGCUGGAGUACCAAACCUCCAUGGGCGUCAAGUAUGCAUGGCUAUGUGCUCUACUGGUUUUUGGAAUGCUCUUGACAGUCCAUAACAAAUUCAUUCUUGAAAAGUUUCCAUGCCCUUGGCUCUUAACAGGCAUACACAGUAUAUUCUCCGGAAUAGGCACAUUCAUCCUCCUAAAACUCGGUUAUUUCAAGUUAUCUAAACUAUCUCAUCGCGAUCACUUGGUCUUGAUCGCGUACUCGGUGCUCUUCAGCGUCAACAUUUUCUUUUCCAACUAUUCAUUGUCCCUCGUCAGCCUAGCAUUCUUCCAAAUCAUCCGAAAUACAUCUCCUAUCUUUACCGUUCUUUUGGAGAAGCUUUUCUUCUCACGCUCCUACCGCUUGGCCACAUAUAUCGCUCUGGUGCCAAUCGUGUUGGGUGCCGGCCUCACUGCCUCUGGCGAUUUCCAAUUCACCGUCUUCGGCCUCAUCAUCUCGGUAAUCGGUGUGCUCUUGGGUGUCUUGAAGAUCAUCGUCACCAACCGACUCAUGACCGGAUCCCUCGCUCUCCCCUCAUUAGAACUCAUCUACCGAAUGUCGAUCUACGCCUCUAUUCAAACAAUAGUCAUCGGAGUCUAUGCCGGCGAACUUUCCAAUCUGGACCCAUCUACACUGUGGCGCACCGACGCGAACGAUGAGUCCACGAUUCCCGUGACGUCCACUGCCCUAUCACUACUAGGAAACGGCCUGUUAGCCCUUCUACUGAACAUCUCGUCCUUCCAAGCAAACAAGGUAGCCGGCUCUCUCGCCAUCACAGUAUGGGGAAACGUCCGACAGACUUUGACUUUGAUUCUGGGUAUCCUGUUCCUGGGAGACUUCAACUUGAAUAUCCAAACUGGGGCAGGAAUCGUGCUUGUGGUGGUUGGUUGUGCGUUCUAUAGUAAAGCGGAGCUGGACUCCAAAAAGGAUAAUAAUAGAGGGUAG
Penicillium cataractarum is the source of this 1098-nucleotide messenger RNA. Its product is annotated as Drug/metabolite transporter. Gene Ontology annotation, cellular component: Golgi apparatus. The coding region runs from base 1 to 1098 and encodes 365 amino acids. The transcript has 3 exons. Gene Ontology annotation, molecular function: antiporter activity. Lineage: Eukaryota; Fungi; Ascomycota; Eurotiomycetes; Eurotiales; Aspergillaceae. The record is from RefSeq and is a predicted model, not a curated record.